UGUUGGAAAGUAGAGGAGCGUGUGGAAGCCAUGGCCUCUCAUUCCCAUGGUCCCAUGAUUGUUGAUGAAAUGACAGUAUUAGGUUGUAGCCUUUCAUUUCAUUUCUUAUCUACAGGCGUGGGCUCCUCUUCUACUACAAGCUGAGUAAGGCAUACGAACAAGGUCCAGAAGGCAGUGGCCAAUCAUAUUGGUAGAGCAGCAAAAUGGCCAGUUCACCAGCGCUUUCCAGUGCGACGUUGAACACCUCCUUCCUCCGUAAGCAGCCAGCAACAAGGCUAGGGUCGGUGUUGAACUUUGGCCAAGAUUUGUUUGGGCUGAAGGGCGGCAGCAGCCGAGGUGGGCGAGUGAUUGCAAUGGCAGAGUACAAUGUGAAGCUGAUCACACCAGCAGGAGAGACGGAGUUCAAGUGCCAGGAUGACGAUUACAUUCUGGAUCGAGCCGAGGAAAUGGGAUUUGAUCUUCCAUAUUCAUGUAGGGCAGGGUCUUGCUCUUCCUGUGCAGGGAAAGUAGUAUCAGGGAAGGUGGAUCAGUCAGAUGGGAGCUACCUUGACGAGGAUCAGAUGAAUGAAGGUUGGGUUUUAACUUGUGUUGCUUACCCGCAGUCAGAUGUUGUCAUUGAGACACACAAGGAGGAAUAUCUAUUUAGUUAGUUAGUUAAGUCUGCUUCAAGAUCUAGUUAUUCAUCUCCAUGAAAUAAUUCUGGUUUACCUUCAGGUCCUUAAUCAGAUGUCUCAUGGAGUUUUCAUCUUC
Messenger RNA from Cucumis melo (muskmelon), 750 nucleotides. RefSeq names its product ferredoxin-like. Gene Ontology annotation, cellular component: chloroplast. The record is from RefSeq and is a predicted model, not a curated record. The transcript has a single exon. NCBI's taxonomy places the organism in Eukaryota, Viridiplantae, Streptophyta, Magnoliopsida, Cucurbitales, Cucurbitaceae. Gene Ontology annotation, molecular function: 2 iron, 2 sulfur cluster binding; electron transfer activity. The coding region runs from base 204 to 650 and encodes 148 amino acids. Gene Ontology annotation, biological process: electron transport chain.